CACAAUGGAAAGUAGUCACGUAGCCCAAAAAUUAUUAUUAUGCGUCAAAUAUUUGUACAAUUGGUAUAACAUGUACCUAAAAAAAAAGCAACACCCAGCUAGAGCCUAAAAGCCCUUCGGUACUUAUUUUUAGAUUGGAACUCGAUUUGAUUCGAUUCUAAAAUAACCAUCAUUAUUUAUGACUAGUAUAAAGUGUCUACGUCAACGUGGAUGUAUAUCAGGUCAUGACCCCACAAGCUCAGAUUCCUUUUGACUGUCUGUUAUCUUCCUCCUCUCGUGUAAUUUCGUCAUCUCUCUCACCUUCACCGCUCCUAAAUCUCAUCGCCUUCUGGAUUCCAUGGCUUCCGUCAUUGAAGCUGGUUGGACGUACUUGAUUACUCAUUUCAGUGACUUUCAGCUGGCUUGUGUUGGUAGCUUUAUUCUUCAUGAAGUUGUCUUCUUCUUGUCGGGACUUCCUUUCAUAUACAUAGAAAGGGCAGGAUGGCUCAGAAAGUACAAAAUUCAGGCCAAGAAUAACAGCAGUGAAGCUCAAGAGAAAUGUAUUGCUCGGCUACUGUUUUAUCAUUUUUGUGUGAACCUUCCUGUGAUGCUUACUUCCUAUCCUGUAUUCAGAUUCAUGGGAAUGAGAAGUAGCCUUCCACUGCCGUCUUGGAAAGUUAUGUCGACUCAGAUUCUAUUCUACUUCAUUGUGGAAGAUUUCAUAUUUUACUGGGGACAUAGAAUUUUACACACGAAAUGGCUCUACAAACACAUCCACAGUGUCCAUCAUGAGUAUGCAACACCUUUUGGAUUGACUUCUGAAUAUGCACACCCAGCUGAAAUAUUAUUCCUUGGAUUUGCUACAAUUUUUGGUCCUGCCAUCACAGGACCUCAUUUGAUAACUCUUUGGUUAUGGAUGGUAGUGAGAGUUCUUGAGACAGUUGAAGCACAUUGUGGUUACCAUUUCCCAUGGAGCCCUUCAAACUUUCUCCCUUUAUACGGAGGUUCUGAUUUUCAUGAUUAUCAUCACCGACUGAUUUACACCAAGUCAGGCAACUACUCGUCUACUUUUGUUUACAUGGACUGGAUAUUUGGUACAGACCAUGGGUACAGAAAACUCAAGGCUUUGAAAACUGAAGAAGAGGUAGCUGAGUUUAAAGAGAAUUAAAUUCUCAAUAAAGGUAAUCCCUUUUAUAUUGUCUGUGAUUUCUUCGUUACUGAUGUAGAAUCAGUUUAAACUUUUUCUAUGAUGAGUGUACUAGUUUCUUUAAUUUCGAGUGUAAUGUUCUUAAUGUGGAUAUGAGGUUUUGUUUUUAAUUGCUUAGACUAUUAGACGUGACACAUUGGUUGAUUUGAUUUGAUUAGAUUCUGGAUGAUUGGGUUUUGUAGUGGGUCAAAUAAAUAAAAUUAUAAAACACUAAUGAACAUAAGGUCAUUAAUAUAAUAUUAAAAACUGUUUCAAAUCUAAAUUGAUAAUGUCCCUAAUCAAGUCAGAUAACUAAAUCAAAAUAAACAUGAAG
Lactuca saligna is the source of this 1499-nucleotide messenger RNA. Lineage: Eukaryota; Viridiplantae; Streptophyta; Magnoliopsida; Asterales; Asteraceae. The record is from the annotation of a GenBank genome assembly.